This is a messenger RNA of Bursaphelenchus xylophilus (pine wood nematode), 3025 nucleotides long. Lineage: Eukaryota; Metazoa; Nematoda; Chromadorea; Rhabditida; Aphelenchoididae. The record is from the annotation of a GenBank genome assembly.
AUGUCAAGUCCUGAGGAAGCGCAGAACGAAGGGAGUGCAGAGGUCUACAGCAGCUCCUACGAACAUCGAUAUGCAAAUUAUAUCGCGGGGAUUACAUCGGGUACGUUCUUUGGGAAUAAGAUUGUAAAAUAUGACUGAAUAACCAUGGUGUUUGAGGUCAAAGAUUAUGGAGAUAGUCUUGUUAUUAGGGUAUUUACAAGUGUUCCCGAUUGUAAACAUGUUGCGCAAUCCCUUAAAAGGUGUGUUUGAUUGGAGAUGGCAAGUACAAUCAGAAAAACGUGACGAAUCACAACUUUACAAGAAUUAUUUUAAGAAGUUUUGUUUCUGAGAUCUGAAAACUCUAAAAUACGAAAUCCCCAUCAUUUUCUCGACCCCGUCAAUGAGCGCGAAAUCGCGUGGGAAUGGAUUAAUUUCGACGCGAACUUCAUAAAUGUCGUGGAAAGAACGGGGAUUCUUGACGAAUCCCUUCUAUUUUUACACCGACAACUGUCGCUCUGCAAAAAAUCUCGACCUUCCCUCGCGUGCAGACGCUUGGUUUCGAAAGUGGAGGCUACCGUCGCGGGUAAAUAGACGGGUUCAGAUGAUGAUGUUGUUCUAGGAAAAGGCGAGAAUUAUGGUGACUAAAAACUUGAACGAAUACCGCGGUCUUUGGUCUUAGGGCGAAGUUAUUCCAGAAGUUAGACGAUGAGGUCAUGGAAUCAGUAGUGUGGAAGAGGCGAUUUGGCGGAUGUUUUAUGUUAUGACAUCAGAAAUCGGAAGCGUUUCCGAAACUUUUUGGGAAAUGACGUGCAGAGACGGUCAGGAGAACCCAGAGUUCUUCUGAAGCGAGAGAAACGGUCAGUCUAUAUCACACUGAAGGUCCAACCAGUUCAUCGCGUACAAUAUCGGCCAAUCCCGAUCGCUCUCCUCCCUUGUCAGUCUGAUGUCGAAACUUGAGUUCGCGGCCUUUCGUCGCCUCACAGGUCGCAUGUUGACCGCGCUAGUCUCUGGUCUCAAUCGCCGGAACGUCGGUGGAAGGCGGAAAACGGUUAAAACAAAAUGAAAACAUCACGGCGACGUAAUCAUUCUCCCCAAUUGACCAUAUUCGAACAAUAUGACAAACGAUUUAUCAACUCGCGCACCGAGAAUAAGGCUCAUUCAUCCACCUCCAGCCUUCUCCUUCUUCGUCGUCGUCGCCACCACUCCUUUUUCGUCGAUGCAGAGACAGCGAGUGCGGCGCUCUCUUCUUCUCGCUGUUACAACGCCUGCUGCUUAUAACGUGCCCGGUGAUAUGUUUAUAGGGCCUCAUGACCCUCUAUAGAUUGUCGGUUUCUACAUUCAUCUGAGCGUAACUGAGCAAUGAGUCUCAUCGACUUCAUCGCCGGCUCCAUUGGAGGUAUGUGGGAGCGUUAGCGAGCUGCCGGGUUACUGUACGAUCGUAUUUUGGGAAUUUACAUCUUAAUUAUCAAAAAUUAAAAAAAAAAAACCAAAUAUUAUAUAUCCCAGAAAUGUCGAUCAAGACUUUUGAUGGUCUACUAGAAUAAAAAUUACGCCAUUUCAGGAGCGGCUGGAGUCCUGGCCGGCCAUCCCUUGGACACAGUCAAAGUCAGACUCCAAACUCAGAAGACGGGUCAAUUUCGAGGAACAUGGCAUUGUUUUACGCAUAUUCUAGCCAAAGAUAAGGUCCGCGGACUGUAUAAAGGUAAGGUUACGUCAUUUUUUUACUUAAAAUUUUUUUUUUCCUAAGUUAUGGGUAAGUUAGAACGAAAAAAAAAUUGAGGAAUUCCGUCCAUUUCUGCCAAUCUAUGAUCUGUUUAACUGCGGGCAAGUUCAUAGAUGAUUUCAUAAUUGCGCAGUACUUCUGUUUGAAUGGUUUAUGGUUUACAACCGCUGAGGGGGAGAUACCUGUAAAUAUUACAGCAUAACCGAGAACUCGAGGGACAAAAAUAGAACUAACGUUGACCGAAAUAAACUUACGAGAACAUUUGAGCAUACAACUUGUUAUAUUAAACAUUAACACGGCUAGAAUGUCUUCUACGUCAAUCACACUGACUACGCGAUAUUUAAGGUAUGUCCAGCCCUUUGUCAUCGCUGACAUUGGUUAACGCAAUCGUCUUUGGAGUCCAUGGAACCGUGGCCAAACAAUUCUCAGAUCAUCAGGCCAUCUUCACCCACUUUGUGGCCGGUUGUUCGGCGGGUAUUGCGCAAGCCUUUGUCGCCGCUCCAACGGAGUUAUUGAAGUUGAGGGUUCAAGUUCAAGACGGCCCGAGGCAAUACAGGUCGCCUUAUCAUUGUCUGAGAUGUAUAUUGAAGGAGAACCCAUCUACUUUGACCAGGUGAGAGUUAUUAAUUUUUUGGCAUUUAGGUCUAAUGUUAGGGAAAAUUGCUUGUCUUAUGAGUCAAGUUUUCCUUUGAGAUGUCAUAGCUUAAUUUUUAAUCAUAGUCAAAUUGAUUAUAUUCGUACUUUAGAGGAAUCUGGAUCACCCAACUCCGCGAUUGUCCCGGAUUAGGAAUUUACUUUGCAUCAUACGAGUAUCUGGCACGGAAAAUGAGCAAGGACGGCACCAUGGAAGCCCUAACGAGUCUCCAGCUGCUGAUGGCCGGAGGUAAAGUUUACUGGGUCUGUAUAAUGUUUUCAAGGUCUGGCUGGCAUGUUGUCCUGGUUGUUCAACUACCCCACUGACGUGAUUAAGACGAGGUAUCAGGCCGAUGAUUCGAUUAAAACAUACCGGGAGGUCAUUCACAAGGCCUAUGCCGAGAACGGGAUCAGAACCUUCUUCUGUGGGUUCGGGUCGACAUUAUUGAGGUGAGAUCUGUCCCAAUCAAUAUAUGUCUUCUUUAGGGCAUUCCCCACAAACGCGGCGACCUUCUUCACCGUGGAAUGGACGUAUCGAUUGUUGCUGGACUAUGACCUGCUCGGUUACAUCCAGCAGUUGUCGAUGACGAACGGGAAGCGCCGGUAUGUCUCUGUGUAUGAUCUCUGGCAACGGAAUUCUUUCUUGCUCCCUGAAGCCGGCAGCACCUACAUCGACCCGAUGAUCCAUAG